UUGCAAAUUGAGUAACGUGAAAAAUCAAUUAUAAUGAAAAUAUAAAUUCACAGUUUGAGUUUAUUGGGAGCAUUUAGGUGGAUUCGGGUUGCGGAUUAUAGGUCUCCCUAUUCAAUCCCUUGGCUUUCGAUUAUCUGCUUCUGCUUCGAGGAAGGUGAUACAGAGACACAGAUGCAAGAGGCCUAUUUCUUAGUUCUUACUCAAAUGAUUUAAUUUCUGGUCCUCUAUUAAUAUUCUAUUCAUUUUGAAUUUUUAUUGUGAAAUAUUAAUAUUAUAUGAUACAUGCUUGGAAUGGAACUAGUAAUUGCACUUUCUCUUCGAUUCCUUAAUGUCGAAGUAUUUUUUCCUUCUGCUGCUUUAUAUACGUCUUGCGUUGUCGAGGCUUGUGGUUAAGGAAUUGGCUCUCUUCCAUUCCAUCUCGAGAUUUUGCUUAACUUCGAUUCAUGUCGGCAAGCACUUUGAGGAGGAGACUUCAUCAUGGGGAUGUUGAUGGAAAAAGGAAAGAACAUUUUGACACUUCAUGUUAUGGUAGCUUGAGCGAACCUCUACUUAAGAUUCAUGAAUGCGAUGACCUGCCAGCAUUAGUGAUGGGACUCACACUUGAGGAUAUUUGGAAUUCUCAGCAGAGGAGGCAAUGCCACCACUGGACAUUGAUCUUUUCACAGUUGAUGGAUGAGUGGGCUCACUGGUUAGCAAAUAUUGUCCUAGGUUCUGGAUCACUCAUUGGACGAUUUUUUCCCUUUGCUGGUCAAUCCAGGGACAUUCUUCAUCCUUAUUUUGGUCCUUUACAGGAAGAAAGACUCAGAAAGCUACAGCAAAGGCUGGGAGUAUCCUUUGAUAGAUCUCAAGUGGUGCAUCAAGAUGCACUUAAACUAUUAUGGAGAUUGGCUUAUCCUGGUAGGGAGCUUCCAUCUCUAAAAUCUGAUCUUUGGAAGGAGAUGGGCUGGCAAGGUUCAGACCCAUCAACUGAUUUUCGGGGCGGUGGAUUUGUAUCAUUGGAGAAUCUAAUAUUUUUUGCAAAGAUGUAUCCGGACUCAUUCCAGAGAUUGUUACAUAAGAAAGAUGGAACCAGAGCUAAGUGGGAGUAUCCAUUUGCCGUGGCUGGCAUAAACAUUUCCUUUAUGUUGUUACAAAUGUUGGAUCUUCAGACUGGGAAACCAUCCACUCUAGCAGGAAUCAAAUUUGCAGAAUUCCUUGCUGGAGAUGAAAUGGCAUUUGACAACCUGUAUUGUGUAGCCUUUCAAAUGAUGGAUGCUCAGUGGCUUGCAAAGCGUGCUUCGUAUAUGGAAUUUAAUGACGUUUUGAAGUCUACGAGGAUGGAGUUGGAACGUGAGCUUGCCCGUAAAGAUGUCCAUAGAGUGAAAGACUUACCAGCAUACAAUCUGUUGAAAGGCUAACUGUUAUAUAAUGUAAAUAAUUCAAUUUUUUUUCCUUUAAAUUUUCUUGGUGUGGAAUAAUGGAUGUAGUGUCUCAUUCAUUUCUGUAAUAAUAAAUCCUCUGUUUCAAAGUUGAAUUAGAAAUAUUUGUACAGUUUAUCCAUCUA
Messenger RNA from Manihot esculenta (cassava), 1543 nucleotides. RefSeq names its product ELMO domain-containing protein A. The transcript has 10 exons. NCBI's taxonomy places the organism in Eukaryota, Viridiplantae, Streptophyta, Magnoliopsida, Malpighiales, Euphorbiaceae. The record is from RefSeq and is a predicted model, not a curated record. The coding region runs from base 444 to 1397 and encodes 317 amino acids.